Molecule: messenger RNA, 531 nt
Organism: Guyanagaster necrorhizus
Lineage: Eukaryota; Fungi; Basidiomycota; Agaricomycetes; Agaricales; Physalacriaceae
Product: ribosomal protein L5
Exons: 4
Coding region: 1-531 (176 amino acids)
Biological process (GO): translation
Cellular component (GO): ribosome
Molecular function (GO): structural constituent of ribosome
Source: RefSeq, a predicted model, not a curated record
AUGGCCGACACAAAGGCGACGCCCACCAACCCCAUGAAGGAGCCCCGGAUUGACAAACUUGUCAUCAACAUCUCCGUUGGUGAAUCUGGUGAUCGUCUGACCCGUGCAUCGAAGGUCUUGGAACAGCUCACUGGUCAGACACCAGUCACCUCGAAAGCCCGUUACACUGUCCGUACCUUCGGUAUCCGUCGUAACGAAAAAAUUGCUGUCCAUGUGACAAUCCGAGGCCCCAAGGCUGAGGAGAUUUUGGAGCGUGGUUUGAAGGUGAAGGAGUACGAGCUGAGACGAAGGAACUUCUCCGAGACGGGGAACUUUGGCUUCGGUAUCCAAGAGCAUAUCGACUUGGGGGCUCGGUAUGACCCUACUAUUGGUAUCUUCGGUAUGGACUUCUACGUGGUUAUGGGACGUCCUGGUGCUCGUGUGGCAAGGCGGAAACAGAAGAAGGCUCGUAUUGGCUUCUCUCAUCGCAUCAAGAAGGACGAUACGAUGGCAUGGUUCAAGCAACGAUUCGACGGCAUCAUCUUGAAAUAA